UGCCUGGCUGCCUCGUGCCGCAUCGGCCGAUAGCCCAAUGGUGAGGAUGGUUAGGUAAGUUGCCAUGGAAUGACGCUAUGAGUCGUCGCCGCGGGCAUCCGCCUAUUAAAAUGCCGCAGGCACUCUUCCCCCAAGGUUGUUCACAUCACUCUCAUCACCGUUGCAACAACUACAACUCCCUCCACAACUUCAACUACCUCAACCCCCACCAACAACUACACAACAAUCAAAAUGGUCAAGGCCGUUGCUGUUCUCAAGGGCGACUCCAAGGUCACCGGCGUCAUCACCUUCACCCAGGCUGCCGAGGGCGGACCCGUCACGGUCGAGGGCAAGAUUGAGGGCCUCGACGCCAACGCCGACCGCGGCUUCCACAUCCACGAGUUUGGAGACAACUCGAACGGCUGCACUUCCGCCGGCGGCCACUUCAACCCCCACGGCAAGAACCACGGUGGCCCCACCGCCGCCGACCGCCACGUCGGUGACCUCGGCAACGUCAAGACUGACGCUUCGGGCACUGCCAACAUCAAGCUCCAGGACGCCCAGAUCUCGCUCAUCGGCGCCUACUCGAUCCUCGGCCGCUCGGUCGUUGUCCACGCCGGCGUCGACGACCUCGGCCUCGGCGGCCACGCCGACUCGCUCAAGACUGGCAACGCCGGUGGCCGUGCCGCCUGCGGUGUCAUUGGCAUUGCCGCCUAAGUGUGUUGAUCGUCGUCGUUUGACGUUGGUAUAGCAAAGUAGCAACAAAAUGGAUGUAGCGGGUCGUUGUCGUCGUCGUCGGGGAGGUCGUCGACGUCGUCGUCGCAGGUGUCGCUUUGGUCGAUGCGCGCUAAGUCGGGCCCAUCACGUCAUCGGCACGCCGGGAGCAUUUUCGGGUCGGAAUGCAGGGCGAGGGCGAGUGGCAGUUGGGAUGCUGGGUCGGCGGCCUGCACGCCGAGUCAAGCGACACUGUGCUUGUCAUCCGACUCGUCGAGCAAGACGAAUGCAGCAGAGAGAUAUGGCCCGAAAGCAUAUUGACGUUGUCGACACCACUGGCGACGCAGCCGAGCGCCGUCGGGCCAAAGCGCCGGGCGAGGGUUGUGGUUAAUCAAGUUGGCCCGUGGGCUCGAGCACAACAGCGACAACCGCCGCGAGGAGUGGUGGCGCUGCGGCAACUCCAGACGGAGUGAGUGAGUAUAUGGCUGAUGAGCCUGCCAGGUGGUCUAUGCAAGUGGUGGAGGGGUUGAGG
This is a messenger RNA of Vanrija pseudolonga, 1225 nucleotides long. Its product is annotated as Superoxide dismutase [Cu-Zn]. Lineage: Eukaryota; Fungi; Basidiomycota; Tremellomycetes; Trichosporonales; Trichosporonaceae. The record is from RefSeq and is a predicted model, not a curated record. Gene Ontology annotation, biological process: superoxide metabolic process. Gene Ontology annotation, molecular function: copper ion binding. The coding region runs from base 232 to 696 and encodes 154 amino acids. The transcript has 5 exons.